CGACGUACCCUUGCUCCCGGGGACCGUAAAGCGCGGAAGGUCGCGGUCCCCGCUUCCCCGGAACUCUUUAUUCCUGCCGCCCCAUCCCUCCCAAUUUCUGUCCCCUGCCCCUUUCUGGUCCCCGGACCCCUGGUGACUGUUGUGGCUGCGGCUGGUCUUUCGCCGGGCAUUGCGGAGCGUGGAACCCGUGGGCGCCCAUGAGUUCGAAUGCUUGGAAUCUUCUGAGCUAAGUGAGAGCACAUCUCCCAUUGCUGACAGACGUGAUGUUUUACCGGUUGCUGUCAGUGGUCCAAAGACACAGAACAAGCCGAGGAUGGCAGAGCUGGUCCCCAGCCAGAAGCAGUGCAUCAGCGGCCACGACGCAGUCCGUCGCCCUGCCUGCCCAGACGCAGGUGGUCAUCUGUGGUGGGGGAAUCAUGGGCACAUCUGUGGCCUAUCACCUGUCCAAGAUGGGGUGGAAGGACAUUGUCCUUUUGGAGCAGGGCAGGCUGGCUGCUGGUUCUACGAGGUUCUGUGCUGGUAUCGUGAGUACUGCCAGGCACUUGAGCAUCGAGCAGAAGAUGGCAGACUAUUCAAACAAACUCUACCAUCAGUUAGAGCAAGAAACAGGGAUCCAAACAGGUUACAUAAGGACAGGCUCCGUCUUUCUGGCCCAGACUCAGGACCGGCUGGUCUCCCUGAAGCGUAUCAACUCAAGGCUGAACGUUAUAGGCAUCCCUUCCGAGAUCAUCUCCCUCAAGAAAGUGGCUGAACUGCAUCCUCUCCUCAAUGUGCACGACCUGGUGGGGGCCAUGCACGUCCCCGAGGAUGCAGUUGUGUCCUCUGCCGAUGUGGCUCUCGCCCUGGCAAGUGCUGCCUCCCAAAAUGGGGUUCAGAUUUAUGACCGGACAAGCGUUCUUCACGUGAUGGUCAGAAAAGGUGAAGUUACCGGCGUGGAGACAGAUAAAGGACAGAUCGAAUGCCAGUAUUUUGUCAACUGUGCUGGUCAGUGGGCAUACGAGCUGGGUCUGGCCAACGAGGAGCCGAUUAGUAUCCCGUUACAUGCCUGCGAACACUUCUACCUCCUGACUCGCCCCUUGGAGACCCCUCUGCACAGCAACACGCCAACUAUUGUGGAUGCUGAUGGCAGGAUUUAUAUUCGGAACUGGCAGGGUGGCAUCUUGUCUGGAGGCUUUGAGAAAACUCCGAAACCAAUUUUCACUGAGGGCAAGAACCAGCUGGAGAUUCAGAAUCUACAGGAGGACUGGGAUCACUUCGAGCCCCUGCUGAGUUCUCUCCUGCGGAGGAUGCCAGAGCUGGAGACUCUGGAGAUCAUGAAGUUGGUGAAUUGCCCCGAGACCUUCACACCAGACAUGAGGUGCAUCAUGGGCGAGUCUCCUUUGGUGCGGGGCUACUUUGUCCUGGCAGGAAUGAACUCCGCUGGCCUUUCGUUUGGCGGGGGAGCUGGCAAGUACCUCGCUGAAUGGAUGGUGCAUGGUUAUCCCUCAGAAAACGUCUGGGAACUGGACCUGAAACGUUUCGGAGCCCUCCAGAGCAGCCGCACCUUCCUGCGCCACCGUGUCAUGGAAGUCAUGCCUCUGCUGUAUGAUUUGAAGGUUCCCCGUUGGGACUUCCAGACAGGGAGGCAGUUACGCACAUCUCCUCUCUAUGACCGGCUGGACGCGCAAGGAGCCAGGUGGAUGGAGAAACAUGGAUUUGAGAGGCCAAAGUACUUCGUGCCACCAGACAAGGACCUCCUGGCACUGGAGCAGAGCAAGACUUUCUAUAAGCCAGAUUGGUUUGACAUUGUGGAGUCUGAAGUCAAGUGCUGUAAGGAAGCUGUAUGUGUCAUUGACAUGUCCUCUUUCACAAAGUUUGAAAUAACAUCCACCGGAGAUCAGGCAUUGGAAAUCCUACAGUACCUUUUCUCCAAUGACCUUGACGUGCCUGUGGGCCACAUCGUACACACUGGCAUGCUCAACGAGGAUGGAGGGUAUGAAAAUGACUGCAGCAUAGCACGCCUGAACAAGCGCAGCUUCUUCAUGAUUUCUCCAACCGACCAGCAGGUCCACUGUUGGUCCUGGCUUAAGAAGCACAUGCCACAGGACAGCAACCUGCUGCUGGAGGACGUCACCUGGAAAUACACUGCCCUCAAUCUGAUUGGUCCUCGAGCUGUGGAUGUGCUGUCCGAGUUGUCCUAUGCGCCUAUGACUCCAGACCACUUCCCAAGUCUCUUUUGCAAGGAGAUGAGUGUGGGCUAUGCCAAUGGGAUCCGCGUGAUGAGCAUGACCCACACAGGAGAGCCAGGCUUCAUGCUUUAUAUCCCCAUAGAGUAUGCCCUCCACGUCUACAAUGAAGUGAUGAGUGUUGGACAGAAAUACGGAAUCCGGAAUGCUGGGUACUAUGCUCUACGUAGUCUCCGAAUUGAGAAGUUUUUUGCCUUCUGGGGUCAGGAUCUGAACACCCUCACCACCCCCCUGGAAUGUGGACGCGAGUCGCGGGUGAAAUUAGACAAGGGGAUGGAUUUCAUUGGUCGAGACGCCCUGCUGCAGCAGAGGCAGAACGGGGUGUAUAAGCGCCUCACAAUGUUCAUCCUGGACGACCAUGACACGGACCUGGACCUCUGGCCUUGGUGGGGAGAGCCCAUUUACCGAAACGGGCAGUAUGCUGGCAAGACCACUAGCAGCGCCUACAGCUACAGCCUGGAGCGCCACGUUUGCCUAGGCUUUGUGCACAAUUUCUCUGAGGACACUGGGGAAGAGCAGGUGGUGACAGCAGAUUUCAUCAACCGGGGGGAGUAUGAGAUUGACAUCGCAGGACACCGGUUCCAGGCCAAAGCCAAGCUCUAUCCGGUCGCCUCCCUCUUCCCCCUUAAGCGCCGCAAGGAUGAUGUGGAGCUAAGUGACUUGCAUGGGAAAUAAUGUCAGGCAGUUUCACCUCCUCCCCGGGGGUCUUAGGAACCUCUGUCCCGAUCCUGUUCCUCUUCUUGAUUUAAACCUUUGCCUCCCAUCUCUUAUCUCCUUGAUGUAAUUUUAAACUUUCUGCUUUGCAACCUCUCUUGUCCUUUCAUUUCCUCCCUGGUGCAGUUCCCCGUCUCCUAACAUUCACUCUGGGCUGUUUGUCCCUCUACCCCUCAGAUUCUCGUGGUGACAGGAAGCAUGUAUGGCAGGACAGCAGCAGACCCCGUCUGUGGAAGGGAGUCAUAGUGGGCAGUCUGAUCUCUAAUGCUGUGUGGGGAAGCUGCUGGUGUGCAGGCCUCGGGGCCAGAGCCCAACGCUUGUGGGCCCAGCGUUCAGGGAGUAGCCUGGUAACUUGGGCGGGCUGCCGUGUUCGCAUCAGUCUGCUGCGCUGCAGGUUGGCAGCCUGGUACCUUAGCAAGAUGACCAUCUACCUCACUGAUGAGUGGCGCCGUGUGGGUGUUACAAGGCUGCAGCGGAGCACGUCGGCCUGGCGCCGUCCCCAGCCUCCCUGCCAAACUAGUUAUCAGACUGCAAGGUCAGGGCCACCUGCCUAUAAUUUUUCUUCAUCUCUUGUUAAUCUCUAUAAUGAGGGGUUUUGCUUGUUUAGUUGAGUAAACAAGUAAGCCACAGUUUACUUGUUUGAAAGGGAAACAAGUUGCUUUUGAAAGGGAAAAAAUGAUGUUGCUUUUUCCCCGAGGAAAGAGUCCUAACCUCAGAAAGCACCAACACAAACAAUGCUGUUUUCUACUGUGAAAACAGUGCUGUUCUCCCAGCUACUCCAAGUUCAGUCAUCCCACCUUGGGUAUCCCCACGGGUUUCCUUGCCUGUCCCUUCAGCAGUAGGCCCACCAGCUCAGCAAGGGUUUCUCCCUUGGAGGGAGAGAGGGUAGAGCGUGCCGUCCUUGUCCAGUAACUAACCCUCGCUGGCCAUGCUGCGUUCACGAGCACUGCAAUCUCAGGUUCUGCCUCCUCUAACACCGAGGAGACAGGUCCGCAAAUGACCCCCGUGGGUCCAGAGGGUUCUGAGUCGGGGGGCGGGGGGUGCAUGCCACGUGAGCCUAGCAGGAUGCUUUCCAUCUUCUCUUUCCCUGUCCAGCCAUUUCUCUGACCCUCUGUAAUAGAAAACGACCUGGAGUGCCCGCAAGAGGGCCACGCACAGUUACGUGGUGUCUCUUUUCUAAUGGUGAAACCUGAGUGAUAUCUGAAACUGUGUUAUCCCUCCCAAUACUUAAAUUUUCCCUUGUACCCAGUCUGAUUGUUUUUAAGUAUAAACUGCUGUUAGAGAUGUAGAGAAUUAACCUGCAGCCUUUGUUUUCUUGGCAUCUGAAGAGCGUUAGCUCUGACAGGUCUCUAUAGUAGAGAAGAUGCUCUCAGGUGCUGACCUGCUCUGGCUUUUCCGUUUACCACUUGAUCAGACUGCCUUCUGCCAGACAUUUCUUGCCAUUUCCCCAGCCAGACACCACCUGCUUGAUUGGUGCCCCCCCUUUUUAGGUUGUCUCAUAUGGUUUAUUAAGGGAGCAGGUGAUUAGAAUUGCUCAGAGGGCCUUGCUCUUCUGGUGCAAACGUGUGUGUAACUGGCUGGGAGAUGCUGCUCCCAGGCAGAGGAGAGGGGCCGUACCAGUGCAGGUGUGACCAGCAGGCGGCGACUGGCCCAAGGUGGAAACAGGCCAUAGUGAGCUAAAGGCAUCGCAGGCUCCACACACCGCCCCCCCCAAAGACUCUUCUUGAGUCAUGCACGAGUUGUAUCUCGCUGUGGACAGGCAAGAUGACACUCUUCUAGGGCAUCACUUGUUUAUGGAGUGCCCUGAGCACACGUCGUUUUUUGGCACUUUAAAGUUCUCCCCUGAAGUCUGGUUUGUGUUUUUUUUUUUGUUCAAAUAUGAGCAAUGUGAAUCUGGUAGUUUUCUCUAUUUGGUGAAUCUGAGGGGGAGGACUUUCCCCGCCUCUGGCAUAAUUGUUAAUCAAAACAUCUAAUUUGCAUUUCAUUUCCAUCUCUGGGGCAGUGGUGCCGCAUGUGUUUGUCUUGUGCGACAACUCACCUCUCUAGGGAUUUGAGUGGUUUUGGAUUCUUCUGAGGGGUUGGACUGUUGAGUUUUUGGUUGGUGCUUUUUCGUCUGAAAUGGCCCAUCACCUCUUGUCUCUCCUGGGGAGGGCUCUUCACGCUGCAUCUAGCUCCUUAGCGUAUUCAAUUGAAGGAUCUUUUUGAACCUAGAGACACAAAGUGUGUUAGCCCCAAACUGAUGACCCAGGUUUCGCAUCUCCUGGGCUCCUUCUCCUCCCCUGACAUAACAUCUAAGCCCCUCAUCACUCAUGCUACACAUACGUUCUGUGUCUUGGCACUGCCACGGUCAUUUGACCUAAAUCGAAGCUUGCAUCAGAAAUGACGUCACAAGUCAGGAAAGUUGUGAGCAAAAAGGGACAGAAGUUACCUGCUUGGAUAGCCCGUUGGAUGUCCUUUAGCUUGUGAUGCACUCACGCACAUCCACUGCCUGGGCAGGACAAGCUCCAGGAGAGACGGGAACACCUCCCACUACAGCGCUUGUGCUUUUCUGGGGAGUCCUUCUACCCCCGAAACGUGAGCAGCGCCCUUCAGGCUAGGGACCCAAAGACCGUUUAGCCCAGUGACCCCAUUUCUGAAGGAGGGGAGCGGUCACUAAGGGACGACUCACCACACUGAUCUCUGGCUCUGGUGUAUGGACGGUGGCCAGCACCUGUGUCGUCGCCACCCUUUCAGAGCCUGAGGCAGAUGAAAGGGACUGUCCUGUGACCUGUGGUCUUGGUUCUGACCUUGAAGUCUGUGCCUUGUAGAACAGUUGCAUGGGCUUGCUUUCGGGGGCUAGCUACAAGGUUCACUCUCCUACUCCUUUAUUGCUUUUUAGGCAACAAAGAUCCCAGAAUCCUCAUUAGUAUCUAAGGUGGAGGUUUGGUCAACAGAGCUUAAUACUGAAGAGUAACUUCCUGUUUUCAUUCCCUCCGCCCCAAAACCCCCGUCCUUCCCAUCCCUCACAGACUUUGCCCUAAGCAGCAUUUUAUCAGCAUGACAUAGGGGACAUUUUCUUGUGAGGGAGGGAAGGAUUUUUGUCUCAUGUAGCAUUUCUAGGCACAUGGAUUCAGAAGCACAGUUGAGUUGGAGAAAUGGUAGGUGAAAUAGUUGAGGUUUUGGGCGUUAACUACGAUGUCCACCAGUAACUUGUGAACACGCGCUCGGCGCCUGCCUGUCAGCGCCUCCCCUGCGGCCUCCACUUCAAGGUGCUGAGUUGUAAGGCUCCUUCAUUGUCAGUACGGGGCUCACAUUUGCAGUCCCUCAUCACUAACAAAUGCACUAUUUUUCAAGAGGACUGAGUAUUUUUGUAUGUGUUUGCCUUCUCUUUGUCCAUUAAAUACUGGUGUUCCUUGUAUAAUAUGAUUUUUGACUUUGAGCAGAAUGUAUUCCUUGGAGAAUUACACAUUUCUCAUGGCCAUUAUUCUCAUGAUAUUUAGAUGCAGUUAUUUUUAUCUUUUGCAAACAAUCUGCCUUCUCCUUUUUCUGUCUCUCGAGGACAGAUAUUACAAGAGGUGGGAAGGAUAUUUUUAGCAUCUGUUUCAAAAACUCUAAGCCAGGAAUUCCUUUGCACACCAAGAACUGGAGCUUGGAGCAUGUCUUUUCUCCACGCCAGGUUCUCGUGCCUUACACUCGAGAAUGUCACAUGGUGGGCGGAGAGAGGAAGGGCACAAAGGAAACUCCCUUUCAGCCUGAGGGUUCCCAUCACCCUGCUCAGCCUCCCCUCCCCAGAGCAGGUGGGCGUGGGGACAGAGCGGCCGCAGCCUGUCUCAGCGCGGGCGUUCUGGCAGCACAGCUCACACUUGACUCUGGUCAACUCUGGGGAGGUAUCAAAGCGCCACUGUAAUUGCUGUAAAGUGCUAUAGCUCAUUAUUUGCGUUUGUAAAUGUGCGGUUCUGUCCAGCCCUUUCUGUCCCUGUGCAGCGUUCGCUGGUGGUCCUGAAGACAUUUGAGGCACCCGGGUAAAAUGGGAUCUUUUCUCAAGAGCCCUGGUGUCGUAUUUCUGCCCUCCAUGAACACGGUAUUAACAUUGUGCACUGUGUUUCUAUCAAGCCAGAUUUCAAUUAAGAUUUUCUUUUCAUGUUACGAGGUUUGUAAAUGAAUAA
This is a messenger RNA of Pteronotus mesoamericanus, 7084 nucleotides long. RefSeq names its product pyruvate dehydrogenase phosphatase regulatory subunit (gene PDPR). Gene Ontology annotation, molecular function: oxidoreductase activity; protein binding. The transcript has 18 exons. The coding region runs from base 264 to 2900 and encodes 878 amino acids. The record is from RefSeq and is a predicted model, not a curated record. Lineage: Eukaryota; Metazoa; Chordata; Mammalia; Chiroptera; Mormoopidae. Gene Ontology annotation, cellular component: mitochondrion; cytoplasm; mitochondrial matrix.